CUAAAUAUUCACAAUGGCCCGCACACUUUGGACGCACUAAUACUCUUAUCUUUUGUAAAGCCAAACUGUUCACUAUAGAUGUUCUGUUUAUAAAUAAUCGACGCCAGGGCACUUUCUGAUGGCAGUAAAAGGAUUGACUCCUCCUGGCCUAAACUGAAAAUGAUGGCUAAAAUGUGUACUAUCUGGAGUUGCCGUGCCAGGUAUACGCCAAAUUGGGAUGUUUUUAAGGAUAUAGAAAACAUCCCAAAUCCAAAUUAAUCCAUCAGAAUUUGUGCGUGACAGCUUAAUCAAGUGGAUGUAAGUAGUUGUACAGAGAAGAUUGCAAGAGUAGCCAUUUAGACUGGGAGACAAACAUCUAUCAGAUGAGCACCAUGGCUGUCAACAAAGAGAGGAAAAGGUCCAAGCUGAGGGGUCACCUGCACAUGAUGGGCUACAAUCACUAUCUAGGAGCAGAAUCUGUGCCUCUUGUUGAGAAACUUUUCAGUGAUCUGGUCCACACAACCGAAAGCCUGAACGAAUCCCAACGAUCAACAGACAAGUCAGAGAAAGAAAGCCAAAACUGUGAUGUCCGCCUGACCCGGGAGAACCAAAAGCUUCACCUUGAGCUCAUGAUGGUGAAGGGCGAAAAAGCCCACGUGACCAAAGAGUUGAAGGUCUACAUCACGAAGCUGGACGACGAGCUUGCUUUGCUGAAGUCUUUGAACAAGCGGUAUGUCCAAAAGAUCCACAGCCUGGAGAAGGACUGCAAAGAAAAGGCCAGGAUCAUCCGUCAAUUACGGAGGAAGAAUUUGAAUGUCGGGGUGCAGGCAGAAGCACUUCAUGCCACAUCUCUGUCUGAUGAGCCGCAUGCAGCCGGCCUGCAGCAGGAAGAACUCACAAAAUCAAAAACAGAGCUGGAAAAUUCUCAGGAACACAUACGACUCUUAAAUAACCAAAUCGAUGAACUGCAAGAGACCAACGUCACACUGGAACAAAAGGUCAAGGGAGUGGGGCACAAGUCCUCCACCAAAGUGGCCGACCUCACAUCGAAGAACCAUGAACUGUGUCAAGAGAUCACGGACAUACGCAACCUCGCCAGGAUGAUGGAGAUGGAGAAGAGGCAAAAGUUGAAAACUGCCGAAAUGAAAUUGCAAGAUCUGAAAGACGUUAACCGAAAGCAACAGGAAGUCAUUAAAAACUUGGAGGAUCAGCUCAGUAAAAAAAGAAUGACUUCAGAUCUCCCAGGCGAACACGAACAGAAACCAAGGACUGUUGACCAUCAGGACGACAUUCACGUUGAAGCUUCUGACCUGGAGUUUAUAAAAUCCGAGCUUGAGGAUCAGUUGGGGGAUCUCAGAGAGCAGGAUGAAAAUUUUAAGGGAAUGGUGGAUUUACUGGCAGCAGAGAAAAGCAGGCUGCAGGACAAAGUGCAGAAGAUGAUGUCUGUUGAGAAAGUCUUGGUGCUGGAGUUGGAGGGCUGGCGGACGAGAUACGGCAUUUGUGGAAGGGCACGCUCGCCAUCGCGUCUGGACGCCUUUGUCAAGAGUUUGGAGGAGGAAAGGGAUCACUAUCGCCAGGAGGCUGAACACUAUAAAAACGUUAGUAUGUCCAGCAGCUCCAGUCGCAGUCCGGACAGGCAGAGGAGUCAGGGAAUCGAGAAAAUAAAACAGCAGCCUGAGGACCAAAGCUCAAAUCCACCUGAUGAAAUUUGCAACCUGAAAGAGGCACUCAGACUGGUAGAAGAAAAUCUCCACCAGGUGACGAAAGAAAAAAUCUCUCUGAUGGAAGAAUUGAACGAAAUGCAGAAGGCCCAACAAAGCUCAAACACGCCUCCUGGAAUCCUGAAACCCAAUGAAAAGUUCAUGCAGGCAGCAAAAAAAAUCCAACAAUUGACGAAAGAAAAAGACGGACAGAUCGAGGAGAUUGAGCACGAGCGACGCAACUCGAAUACAUCGGAUGAGAUCUCAAACCUGCCGUCAGAAGAAAACCUCCAACAGCAGCUGCAGCCCGAACGGCACGACUCUACCGUGUUUGCUGAAAUAGUGGACCUGAAAGAGGAGCUUAGUUUGGCUGAAGAAAAAACCCAGCUGUUGACGGCUGAAAAAGACUCACUCAUGGAGGAGUUUCAGCAAAAGCAGCUGCAGUGUGAGCAACACACCUCAGAAAUGUCAAACCUCCGGGAGCGCCUCAAACUAGCGGAAGAGAAAAUCCAGCAGCUGAUGGGUGAAAAACAUGCACAAAUGGAAGAAUUAAAGCAAAUGCAGGAGCAGCAUGCAGCACCGUCUGCUGAAAUCACAAAGCUGAAAGAAGAGCUCCGUUUGGCCAAGGAAAGAAUCUCACAGGUGUCGACUGCAAAAAAUCCACUGAUGGAGGAACUAAAGCAGCAGCAUGAAAAGCAAAUCUCCAAUGCUUCCGCUGAAAUCUCAAAACUAAAAGAGGAGCUUCAACGGGCAGAAGAAAAGAUCCAGCAGUUAACUUCUGAAAAAGACUCACUGAUGGAGGAGUUUAAGCAAAAGCAGCUGCAGCACGAGGAGCACGACUCAAAAAUAUCUGCUGAGAUGUUCACACUGAAAGAAAAGCUUAAAAAUGCUGAAGAGAAAAUUCAGCAGGAGAAGUCAGAAAAAGGCAUAAAGAUGGAGGAAUUGAAGAAAAUGCAGAUACAGCUCGACAACGACAGCUUAAGUACAUCUGAUGAAAUCGCAAACCUGAAAGAGCAACAUAGAUUGGCUGAAGAACAAAUCCUUCUAAUGAUGGACGAAAAACAGUCACUGAUGCAGGAACUGAAGCAACAGAAGCUACAGCAUGAGCAACACAUCUCCAACACGUGUGCUGAAAUCUCAGACCUGAAAGAGAAGCUCGGAGUGGCUGAAGAAAAAAUCCAGCAAGUUACGGCAGAAAAAGACAAGCAAAUGAAGGAAUUUAAGCAAAAGCAACUGCAAGAUGAGGAGCAUAACUCAAAACAAUCUGCUGAAUUGUUAACACUGAAAGAGAAAAUCACAAAGACAGAAGAAAAACUCCAGCAGGUGAAAUCUGAAAAAGACACACAGAUGGAAGAAUUGAAGCAAAUUCAGCUGAAGCACGACGAGCAGCACUCAAAAACCUCUGCGGAAAUAUUAACGCUAGACGAGAAGCUCCGACUGGCAGAAGAACAAAUCCAACAGGUGAAAGCUGAAAAAGACUCACUGACGGAGGAAUUGGAGCUGCAACAGAGUGCCGAUCAAAACUCAAAUACAUCUGCUGAAGUUGUAGAACUGAAAGAGAAACUCAGAGUAGCAGAAGAAAAAAUCCAGGAGUUAACGGCUGUAAAAGACUCACUGGUGGAGGAACUGAAGCAAAUGCAGCAGCAGAAUGAGCAACUCACCUCAAGCACAUCUGCUGAAAUCUCUAAACUGAAGGAGAGUCUCAGACUGGCAGAAGAAAAAAUCCAGCAGGUGACGGAAGAAAAAGACUCACAGUUGGAGGAACUUGAGCUGCAGCCAGUCGACGAAAGCUCAAAGCAUCCAUCUGACGAAGUUUUAGAACUGAAAGACAAGCUCAGAUGGGCUGAAGAAAAAGUCCAGCUGGUGACUUCUGAAAAAGACUCACUGAUGGAGGAGUUGAAGAAACAGCAAAAGACAAGUUCAAGUACAGCUGAUGAAAUCUCAAAGCUGAAAGAAAAGCUCAGACUGGCAGAAGAAAACAUCCAGCAAUUGACCGAAGAAAAAGACUCAUUGAUGGAGGAAUUGAAAAAAAAUAACAGUUCAAUCACAUGUGAUGAAAUCUCCAACCUGAAAGAGAAGCUUAGACUGGCAGAAGAAAACAUCCAGCAGUUGACUAAAGAAAAAGAUUCAAAAGAUGUUGAGCAGAAGCAACGUGAUGACCAAAGCGCAAAUGCGGCUGCUGAAGUUGUUAAACUGAAAGAGAAGCUUCGACGGGCGGAAGACAAAAUCCAGCAGUUGACUAAAGAAAAAGAUUCAAAAGAAGUUGAGCAGAAGCAACGUGAUGACCAAAGCGCAAAUGCGGCUGCUGAAGUUGUUAAACUGAAAGAGAAGCUUCGACGGGCGGAAGACAAAAUCCAGCAGUUGACUAAAGAAAAAGAUUCAAAAGAAGUUGAGCAGAAGCAACGUGAUGACCAAAGCGCAAAUGCAGCUGCUGAAGUUGUUAAACUGAAAGAGAAGCUUCGACGGGCGGAAGACAAAAUCCAGCAGUUGACUAAAGAAAAAGCUUCAAAAGAAGUUGAGCAGAAGCAAUGUGAUGACCAAAGUGCAAAUGCAAAUGCUGAAGUUGUUAAACUGAAAGAGGAGCUUAAGUGGACAGAAGACAAAAUCCAGCAGGUGACGGUGGAAAAAGACUCACUGAUUAAGGAGUUGAAGCGAAAGGCCAGUUCAAACACAUCUGAAGAACUCUCCAACCUGAAAGAGAAACUCAGAUUGGCUGAAGAAAAAAUCCAUCAAGUGACAGCUGAAAAAGACUCACUGAUGGAGGAACUGAAGCAAAAGACCAGUUCAAACACAUCUGAAGAAAUCUCCAAACUGAAAAAGAAACUCGGAUUGGCUGAAGAAAAAAUCCAGCAGCAGAUCCGUGGCGAUCCAAGCUCAAAUACAUCUGCUGAAGCUUUGAAUAUGUUGAGAGACAAUCUUAAACUGGCAGACGAAAAAAUCCAGCGGGUGACGGCUGAAAAAGACUCCCUGAGGGAGGAGUUAAAGGGUGGCCAGACUUCCCCGCUGCCAUACGGACAUGGACAUGAAAACAGGAUUCUCGACCUGCAGAAUGUCAUUCAUAGUCUGGAGCAGGAGAACCUGGAGCUGCGUUCGCAGGUUUUUGCACUACGGGACCGUGAACGGGAUGUGGAGCGGCAGAUGGAUGCUCGUUCUGCUGCGCUGGUUCAGAAUGCGGAGGAGGCGGCACGGCAGAGAAAAGCGGGCUCCGGUCUUAGGCGACAGCAAGAGCAGAUUCAAAAUGCGCUUUUAGACCUCCAACAAAUGCUGUCUGUAAAGAACAACGAGUUGCACGCCGCUCACAGCCAGAUGGAAAAACUGGAGGACAUAAUCGAGUCGCUGAGUCAGCAGCUUUACCAGCACAAGCAGGAAGCCGAGGUCCUCCGCAUCUCUUUUUCCGCGUUGUGUAUAAAAAAGGACGUCAUGCAGGAGGAGAUGGCAAAGAAGACCAAGAGGCUGGAGGUUCUCCAGGAGCAGCUCGGCAAGAAGCUGGAGGUCGAACUGAAAAGCCGAGAGAGAGAGCUGGCCGCUCAGAGGAUCCUGCAAAACCACCAGGAGGGGUUGUUGCAACUCAAAAGAGACAACGAAUUGAUCAUCGACGAGUACAGGAGGCUGCAGGACGACCUGGCCGCCAUGACGCAGGAGAAUCAAGCUGCACACGUGGAGAUGGAAGAGACUUUAUGUGAACGGGAUGAGCUAAAACAAAGAGUCCAUUCUUACAUCAAUACGGUGUCCCGGAUUGAGAACAUCUUGAAGAUGAAGGAUCAAGAGAACCUGGAACUUGCGGAGCGUUUCCGCAUGGCCCGUUCGGACAUGCAGGAGCGGGAGCAUCGGUUGCAGCACGUGGAGGGCCUCAUCGGCUCCGUCCGCCUGGAGCUUCUGUCGUCUGAGAAGGAACGACAGCACCUCCGCGAAGCCCUCGGGCGCAAGGAGCGAGAGAUCCAGCAACAUCUGCAGGACUUUCAGACGUACAAGGAGCAAGCAGCGACGUUCGCCCGCGGGAUGUCCCAACUGGAGGAGGAGCUUCGCGUACUUCAGGAGGAGAAAGUGUCUCUCCUGGCCGACCUUGUCUCGGUCAGGGAGCUCUGCGUCAAAAUGGACUCGGACAAGGAAAUCGCCGCCCGGCAACUUUUGCACAAGAGCAUGGAGCUCGAGAGGGCGUCCACGAGGCAUGAGGACGCUCUGACGGAGGCGGCUCUCCUGAGGGAGCACCUGGCCAGCGAGAAGCUGGCGCUGCGCAACACGGACGCCAUGCUGGCCACCAGCCGCCUGGAGAUGUUCCAAGCCCACCAGGCGGCCAGCGACAAGGACGCCGAGCUCAAGGCCCUGCGCCACAGGCUUACCCUGGCCGAGAACAAGAUCGUGGCACACGCGAGGGAGGUGACUAAUCUCCGGGGGAAAGUCACACAGCUGCAGACCAAGAUGGAGGUUCUGAGCAGCAAAGGCCAUGAGCGCGGGGCCCUUCGGGACCCGCCCUCGUACGACAUCUCCUUCAGACCCUUGAGGGCCUCCUCGCCCGUCGACCACCCGGCCAUUCCUCGUCAGAUGGCCCCUGACAGCUCCAUACAAGAAGAGUUCACCUUAGGGCCCACCUGACAGAAGAUCCUGGACCAUCCUGGACUCCAAAAGAAGUGACGUAGUCCCACAACACUAGGACAUCUACAUGAAUGCUCUUCCCUUCUGUGAGGCUUCAGAGCUUCUCAGCAACUGAAUUGAGGAGCUUCAGGUUGACAAAAGUUGUGCUUUACUGCAAUCUUGUGGUAUCCAUAGGAAAUUAUACACAUUUUAAGGGGGAGCGUCAACGACUCGCAGAUUUUCAUUCACUAUUCGUGGUAGUUCCAUAUUACGAGGGAACACUGUACACUCAUACCGAUAAUCGGACCAAAUUUGUGCACCUCCUCCCCUUUGCAAUCAUAGGUCAGUGAAAACCUGAUUAUUGGAUGUCCCUAAAAAAAUGAUCCUGAGUGAUUAUCCUGACUAACAUUGUACUUCUACCACUUCAAAUUCGCUAAAUGGCACCAAAUGUUUUACUCGGGUCAAUGUUACAAAGCUAAAUUUUAACAUUGGCAAAAUAUGCAAAUUAUUUUUUCACACAUAAGGGUUCACACUUGCUGACAAGCAGCCUUAAAAGAUAACAUAUUGCACUGUCUGCUUACACAGUGGAAUGGAAAGAAGCCAUGGUCGAUCAAUAACCUCUUUAUUGUGAAAAUGAACGAACAUUUGGAUUUCGUUUCAUACUGUAUUUUUGAAUGUACUUUUUAUGUUGAACUGCGUAAUGCGGGUGGAAAUGUCACAAAUGUGGUGGUUAAAAUGUAUUAACAUUUAAAAAGUACACCCCCA
Phyllopteryx taeniolatus (common seadragon) is the source of this 7016-nucleotide messenger RNA. Its product is annotated as centrosomal protein of 135 kDa-like. The coding region runs from base 363 to 6272 and encodes 1969 amino acids. The record is from RefSeq and is a predicted model, not a curated record. The transcript is spliced from 45 exons. NCBI's taxonomy places the organism in Eukaryota, Metazoa, Chordata, Actinopteri, Syngnathiformes, Syngnathidae.